Messenger RNA from Rhipicephalus microplus (southern cattle tick), 1966 nucleotides. Its product is annotated as HCLS1-associated protein X-1. Gene Ontology annotation, biological process: regulation of actin filament polymerization; negative regulation of apoptotic process. Gene Ontology annotation, cellular component: mitochondrion; sarcoplasmic reticulum; apical plasma membrane. NCBI's taxonomy places the organism in Eukaryota, Metazoa, Arthropoda, Arachnida, Ixodida, Ixodidae. The record is from RefSeq and is a predicted model, not a curated record.
CAGCAGCAACAUCGCGAUUGCAUCAUUCAAGAAAUUUCUGCACGUCGUACGUGAGCGCAGCUGUUUUUUUAAUUAAUUGGUAUCCCUUAAAAUCUAGGUCAUCAGUUGGCGAUCUUUGAUGUGUCAGAGGAGCACUUUAUGACUUUCGGUAGACUGAGAAGUGUUUGAAUACGAUGAACCUCACGAUUUCUUUCGGUCCUUCAUGGGCUUCCCACCGCGCAGGGAACCAAGUUUCGGCGACCCUCAGGCACCCUGACACUGGUGGUUUCGGAGGGGACGACAACCCGUAUGAAGGAUCGAUGUUUGGCGACCCGUGGGAUAUGUUCAGACACCUUGACAGCGUCUUCCGCAACUUCGGGCUGACCGAUUUCCCGCCUUUCCCGCACGGGAGCGACGUACCCGCCAUAGAAGGACCAGGCCCAAGUGAGCCGGGACAUCUGCGUGAUCACAUGCUGAAAGUUCCAGACUACCAUGAGCCGUUCCUGAAUGCUCCGGAUAUGUUUCCACACAUGCCCCCAGGGCCUGCCCAGCCAGAGGAACAUCCGUGCAGGGACAUGGAUCUGGACGAGCAUGUUGCUAGGGGCGGCCUGGACAGCCUGAUGGCCCCGGUUCCGUUUGAGGCACCUCAGCAGCCUCAGCAGGCCCCUGCUUGGGGAGGCAGUAGUUCACUGCGCACCUUCUCUUCGCAUAAUGGGAAAGUUCAAGAACGCACAGUUGUCAGGGAUGCCCAAGGCAAUGAGGAAGUUACAGAGCGCCGUAGCCUGGGUGACAGGUCCAUGACCGUUCGUACCAUCAGGAGACCUGAUGGAGUGACGGAAACUCAGGAACAGUACAUAAACAUGGAUGAAGGUGAUAAAGCAGCAUUUGAGCAGAUGUGGCACAGUGCAGCUGCUAGUCCCUCGGACUGCGAUUCCCUCCGACCACAGUACGACCGAUUCGGCCAUCUUCCGCCGGCUCUUUGGGUUCUUUCCAUCGAACAGGUCACAAUGAACAGUAGUUGUGCAUGUCUUCACGGGAGCGCUAUGAGCACUAUAGACGAAGCAUUUGCAAUAGUGCAAGUUGAAUGUUAGGUAUUAACAGUUUCUGCAGGAGGUACAAGCUUGUUGUGCUCUUAUUAAUUAUAGAAAGCAUAAUUAUGACAAGGAUGAUGCAAAAGCACCAUGAGGAUGUGCUAUCACAGAAUUAGUAAAACAAGGCUUGAAAGGUUUUUGUGAACCCAGUUUAUAGUUACAUAUACAUUAACUCAGUUUUGCCAGACAGCAAUGUAAAUUACUAUUCAUCAAGAUUCUGCAUGCUUACUCUGUGGAGCUUGGCAAAAUUUACUAUGAACCAAGUUCACUAAUCAUGAAGCCAUAGUGAAUAUAUCAGAAAGUUGGAAAACUGUUGUAUGUAUUAUAUUGUCAGUUGUUACCAUGCCUAUUGCAAGCUUUUGUAAUGAGAGUUUUGUCUGUCACUUGUUACCAUGCUUCAAGCAUUACUGUGUUGCAAGGCUUUGCAAUGAAUAGAAUUUUGUGUUUGUGUAUACUAGUCACAAUGGCUAUUUUUUUUCUGUCAGAAGCUGAUGCAUGUUGUUUUUUUCUCUUUACCUGUAGCUUGAGAGUUACUUUAUAUCCAGCUUAACUAACGUAAAGAACUGUGAUACCUAUACUGUGUAUUAUGACAAAUGCUUGUGUUUUUCAAAAUACUUCAAGGGCAGGUUAGAUAUAACAUUAUAGUCUUGUGCCUUUUCUUUUUAUUAAAACAUUACAUAUCUUAGUCGAAUGUAGUAGUGGACUAAAUUUUUAAUUAUUGGUUGCACAUCUUCAUUGUUGCUUGCUUCUUAUAGUAUUUAUUUGCUUGAUGCCUCUUUAAUUUGUCUUAUAGGGUCUAUGGGUGAUGGCACUGCUUUCUUAUGUAUGUGUGUAGUUUUCUAUUUUAAUACGUACCCUCAUUUUAUGUGCUAAUAAAAAGUGCAUUUAUUCUGUUC